Molecule: messenger RNA, 956 nt
Organism: Caenorhabditis angaria
Lineage: Eukaryota; Metazoa; Nematoda; Chromadorea; Rhabditida; Rhabditidae
Source: the annotation of a GenBank genome assembly
AUGUUGAGAGUUGCGUUUGGUGCAAGUUUGAGAAGAUUUUUUGCCUCGGAUAGGUGAGUUACAAGUUUCGGUCAAAAACAAUGAAAUACUGCAGAAUUUGAAGGUCCAACAUGUUCCUUUGAACUAAAUCUAGAAAAUAAAAAAAUAUAUGAUAAAACCCAAUUUGUGUAAUUUUUUGAAGAUUUUUUACAGUUUUCCAAAAGAACUAUAUAAAGUUGAUCUUAUCACGAUUAGUUCUGUUCUUCUAGAUUUACAUUGAAUUUUUGUUUGUUAAUAUUUGAGUUUUGCAGUUUAAAAAAAUUUUAAAAAUUAUAGAUUAAAUUUUGUAUGCUCACUCUUUUCGGCCUUAAAAGUUGUUUUCAUUUUCAGAAAAGUAGUAUUGUGUGCAAACGGUUCAAUUGCUGCCUGGCAUCCAGCACACGAACAUCCAUACGAACAUACGAAACCAAUUGAAUCAGAAAAUAGCAAAGAAACAUUGGGAAGUAGUAGAUUAUCAGCAGCUGCAAAACAAUCAGCCAUUCCACGAGCGCCUGUCAACGCCGAAUUGAAGGAUAUUUUCUAUACAACCAAACACGAGUGGUAUACUAGGUGAGCAUUUUGGGGAGCAGAAAAGCUGGAAAUGAAACCUUGGAAAAUGAAGAAAUAAAUUACGUAGAGAAUUAGGGUUUCACGUUAUUUUAUCGAAUUUUUGAAAAUGUCUUACAACAUUUUUUUCGUGUUUUUUGAAAGUUCAUUUUUUUUCUUCAAAAAUUCUUGAUGAACUUAUUAUAAAAUAUAGUAAAUUCUAGUUGUCAAAUCCAAAAAUCAGACUUUUUGUGAUUUUAUUUUGAUAAUCUUCUCAAAAAUUGAAAAAAAAUGGCCCAAAAAUAUCUCCUGAUUUCGUCAACUCUCAAUAUUUCAGAUCUCGUGAAGAACGUCUCCGCCACGUUGCCGCCCCAACUCCUCGCCGUAAAUAA